This is a messenger RNA of Benincasa hispida (wax gourd), 776 nucleotides long. RefSeq names its product kish-A-like protein. Lineage: Eukaryota; Viridiplantae; Streptophyta; Magnoliopsida; Cucurbitales; Cucurbitaceae. The record is from RefSeq and is a predicted model, not a curated record.
AAAAGAAAAAAAUUGGCCAUCGUUAGGAGGACUCAUCCGACGUCUGAACCGCGGAAUCAUCUAUUUUUGACAAUCGGAAGCUAAUUCUCAGUCAGAAGUUGCUCGCCGCUGCUCAAAACCUCGGCUAUUGGGAGGUCAAGAACUUCCUUUCCUCCCCUUCUUUCCUUUUCGAAGGAUUCCGAUCUGACGAUCUCCGGCGACUUGAAUUCGACCCGCUCUUUCUUUUCUUAAUCUCCAUUUCUGCACCUUCGAUUGAAUUGAAAGAGAGGAUUGUUAGCGUGUAUAAAUAAUACCUGGAACUUUGAACAUGUCGGCUCUGUUCAAUUUUCAUUCCUUUCUGACAGUAAUCCUUCUGGGAAUUUGUACCUGUACCUAUGUGAAGAUGCAUUUUCCAGCCAUUCUUGAGCAAAGAAAUGGGUUCCGUGGCUUCUUUUGGAAAGCAGCCAGAAUAGGUGAACGUUUGAGUCCUUGGGUAGCUGUGGGAUGCUUCUCAAUGGGAGUCUCAAUAAUUUUCUUCUGAGCUAUGCCUAUACUCCCUUGUGGUUUAUUUAGCAUGUUGUGCCUUACAGUCUUAUUUUAGCAAGAGGGUUUUGAAAUUAGAGUUCUGUAGUGACAUGUUUGAAAGUUAUUUAAAUCCAUUAUAAAUACACGAGCAUUCCGUUACAAAUUGUUUUGUUUGCUAUGCAGUCUAAAAAAUGUCGAAAAGGAAGAUAAUUGUUGUGUUACUUUUUCAUUCUUAUCAGAAAACAAAAGAGUUUAUCAUUGUUGGUUGGUCA